UAACGAGAAACGAUCAUGCACUUCCGGUGACACAAGUUAUAAAAGAAUCUCGUGCACUCGGUGACUCGUUUAUUCGCUCGGUAAAUUUUGUAGUGAAAAAUGCAGUGGUCGAUUGUCAAAAUAACGUUUCUAACGUUGCUAAGCAAUUCGAUUUUACUGGUCGAAUCCACUCCCAUUGCUUCCUCGUCGUUUGGAAGUUUUGCUUCUGUCGGAUCUAAUCGCCGUGAGCAACACGCCGAAUUUGGUGAAGGUAUUCGCGACUGGUUCAGGAAUAUAAAAAAUCGUCUUUUCGGGGGAUCCAAUGAACAACAAAGUUUGCCACCUCCAGAGGCUGGAAAAAUGAUGGUGGAAUUAGACAACGAUUCUUACCAAGAUAAGAAACAGAGUUUUCGCGGUGGAUUUUUCCUCGAUCUCAGUAAGUUGACUUUCAACCCUGAGACUGAUUGGGGCUUCCGCUUGGGCCAAUGGUACUUUAUUAAAAAAUCCGGAGAUGCCAGCAACGACGAUUGGAUGCCACCUAUUAACUCCGAGUGGCCGUCGAGUGAAGAAAUUACUGAUCGUGUCCUGGAGCCCUCGUUGAUAACCAUGAAACCCGAAAUCACCUCGGAAAAGACAUCGUCCAGCGAAGAAACACCGAAAAUCCCGGAUAAAAAAGUAGAAGAUAACGAAACUCGACGUCCCUCGGACGAUAAUCGGUCGACGGAAGUAUUGAUACCGUCUGAAUAAAUGAGAACCUAUUCAAGCCGAAGAAGCUUGAGAAAAACCUCACGGACAAGUUUACUUGUAGAUUAUUUACAUUUCGAGUUUAAAGAAAUAAUGACGGAAUACACUGUAUUCGAAUCUUAACUGAACGAAAAGUUUACUGCUAAAAUUGGUGUUUAACUUUCUAAACGAAAAUGACUACCAUCACGAUCGUGUAAAAAAACUUGUCAAAUAAUCACGCAUUAAAAAUUUUUCAUACAAAAUAAUGUUAUAUAUGAAAACUUUGAAAAGUAGAAAAAAUAUAUUUAGUUUUUGAAUUUAAGAAAUCUGUGUCGUGCUCAACAAUUGGAAGAAAAAGAAUUUUUCGUCAAUGGCGACAACGAACGUUGUUUCCUCAAAUUUUAAUGCCAACGUUUGAUUUGAACAAUAAUUUUUUUGUAUCAUAUCAGCUUGUAUCAAGGCCAAGUAUUAAAAAAAAGUUUGACGAGGCAAGGCAAACGUGCAGCGUAUCUGUACUCGCGGUUGGUCGUUUUCCCCUGACUUGUAAAUAUAACUUCUCGAACGAUGACGACGUAAGCAAUUUUUUUUUAUACGUGCACGAAAUGAACCGGGAAAAUGAUUACUGACGUAAUCGAGUCCGGGCAGAUAAAAAUCUCCAAUUUUCCGACAGUAAUGAUACUUACAUAAUAGAUAAAAAAGAGGAAAUAUGGCUGGAGACACAAAGUCAUCACUCGGAGUUGGAUUUAAAUUGCGUUAAAUUUAUUAUAAACUAUCGUCGAAGGGGGUAUUUUCGUUCAAUACCUUACAAUAAACUAUAACGCCGAUGUUGUACAAAUUCGUGGUCUUCAUACGAUGUCGUGGAAUUACUGUAAUAGAGAAGAAGAAAAAAAAUUUCGAAUAUGUUCCAAAUGUUUGUGGUGUCGCCUCGUGCGAGACUUUGAUAUAUUCUGAUCAAUACCAAAUGAUGAGAUAUGAUGAAAAUGACUGAUGAUAUCCGACACCAAGAAAAGCGCAUAAACGAUGAUUAAUGGCAACGAAAAAUAAUAAUACAUUUAAUCUACGGAUACGUGAUUAAUGAGAAUAAUCACUCUUUUCGUCUUUCUGACAUGCUUUUGUAAUGAAAAUUUACGUUUCGCAACGAUUAUCGAUGAUUGAGAAUUAAGCCCUCCACCAGAUGCGUUCUUGUUACUGCCGUAAGCCUAGUUUUCUAAUAUUUUAAUAAUUGCUCGCUUAUGUGAUAGUCGAAAAUUUUGGAAAAUGGCGUGAAUUUUUUUAAUGCACAUGAAUGGCUGUUAGGAAAGAAAAACUUAUUUUUCUUCUUUUUUUUUUGUUGAAUGAUUAAGCAGACAAUGAAUCGCGAAGAAUUGAAGAGAACGACGAAUUUACAAGAUUUUUUCGUUUCUUUUUUUUUUUAAUGGAAGUUGCAGAUUUGUGAUUUUUGUAAUCCCAGAAAGUAAGAGGCAGAGUUGCGUUGACAUGCGGAUCGAGUAUAAUACAUCAUAAUUAUGAGACCAUCCAUCUCCCGAAGUUGGUAGAGUACAAAUAAAGAUUUCGUCUACUUUCUUGCCUAGAAUGUGAACAUAAAAUCGAUAAAACCACCGGUGCAUGCAAAAUAAUAGUUCCUUGUUCCAACGUCAUACGGUCAUCAAGAAUGAAAAAAAAAUCUUUGAGUUUUAAGAACCAUCUACGAAAAAUAUUAAGCAAAUAUUUAAGAAAUUUUGAUUUCUCACAUCCAGUUGUUGAGUAACUUUAAUUAUGCUUGUGCAAGGGUUUGAUAUAAAUUGUGGUUUAUUCUAAUGAAAUUAUGUUUGAGGUAUAUUCAUUGGUAUACGAGACAGAAGAAUAAAUAUAAACGAUUGUUUUGAAAUUGAGGAUGGAAGUUUAACCAGUUAUGAAGAACUUGUAACUCGUAUGGAAUGUACAUUUUCUGUCGAAAACAUUUGAUGGAUGUCAAUUGUUCAAUAAAGUUAGGUUUGAGUGAUCGAUUGACUGCUCUAAUCACUA
Messenger RNA from Venturia canescens, 2706 nucleotides. RefSeq lists its product as uncharacterized. The record is from RefSeq and is a predicted model, not a curated record. NCBI's taxonomy places the organism in Eukaryota, Metazoa, Arthropoda, Insecta, Hymenoptera, Ichneumonidae. The transcript has 3 exons. Bases 100 to 726 code for a protein of 208 amino acids.